Colletotrichum costaricense is the source of this 1029-nucleotide messenger RNA. RefSeq lists its product as uncharacterized. The transcript has a single exon. Lineage: Eukaryota; Fungi; Ascomycota; Sordariomycetes; Glomerellales; Glomerellaceae. The coding region runs from base 1 to 1029 and encodes 342 amino acids. The record is from RefSeq and is a predicted model, not a curated record.
AUGCUAGCAGCACACGUUAGAUAUGAGAUCGCUCGCAGCAUGGCUGCUUUGAAGUUGAUCGAAAAUUCUGGCCCUCCCGUACAAAUAGAGGAGAGAGUUGCCGAAUUGGUGGCGCAUGUUCGUUCCUCAGCCUUUCAAUCCAUGACGGACAUCAUCAGUCAUCUGGCACUUGAUUUACCUGCUUUCACAGAGUCAGAUGGACGAGUCAAGGAACUCAUGCGACUUGCCUCCUCCCUUGUGUCAAUGACACAGGUUCGAACAUCCGAGAUCUCAAAGCCAGCGGACAUUUCGCUUCCCUUCUGGGAGACUGAUGCGUCAUUGAACCACACUUUGGCAACUGGCUUUUCAGUCAGUCAAAAUGACGCAAAUUGUACGGGUGUGAUACCUCCACAAUUGACAAUCAGCCAUCUUGUGAUGCAUCACGGAUACAGCGUCAACUGGACAAGCUGCCUACAUCAGCACCUCAAUGUCAGUCCCGAACACAGAGUGAUCUCAAUCUUCCAACACAAGAUCUGGUUAUCUGCCCAUUCAGGUAGUGAAAGCCAAUGUUUUCUACCUGCAACGGUCAUAGACGAGGCACUAGACACGUUGAAUCUGCUAUUUCCACUCCACGACGCUGGUACCAAAUCCUUCCUCGACAAGCAGAGGCAGACAUUCAACAAUUUGAUCCUUUGCAGGAGGACCCUAAAGUCGAAUCUGAGUGACUACGAACACUGGGGAAAGCAGAUUCAACAACUCGUUGAUAUCCUGGAUGGACCACCUGUGGGCUUUCGACAAUUUCUUCCCCGUCGAGAUCGACCGAAUCUCAUUGAAUCAGCCAACUUCUGGAUCGCUUGUUUUGUGGCCGUCCUGGCGGUUAUCAGCUUCGUGUUUGGUCUCAUCGCCGUUGUCUAUGCAAAGCAGUCAGUCGAGAUUGCAAACGAGUCGUUGGAGCUAACAAAGCUCCAAUACCUGCUCUCGAUCGCUCAAGCAUGUUCUGAUCCCAACGAGGCUCGAUUACUUCCUACAUUCUGCCACCAACACACCUAA